GAGGGUUUUAGUUGUAGCACAUUUUGGCGGAAGACGUAUACUCUGAAGUGACUCUGUGCCGUGCAAACCGAUCAUUUCUUGCCUCCGUGCCCUAGCGCUCUUUCCGCCGCUUCCUCCACUUUCGCCACCGCAUCUUAUCAGCGAACCUUCAACCUCCAAAUCAUGCAGUCGCCGGUUCUAGUUCUCAAGGACUCCUUGAAACGUGAGUCUGGAAGCAAGGUGCAGCAUGCAAAUAUUCAAGCAUCAAAGGCUGUUGCUGACAUAAUUCGUACAACCUUGGGACCCAGGUCCAUGUUAAAAAUGCUACUUGAUGCUUCGGGAGGAAUUGUGGUGACAAAUGAUGGAAAUGCUAUCUUGCGUGAAUUAGAUAUUGCUCACCCAGCUGCAAAGUCUAUGAUUGAAUUGAGUCGCACCCAAGACGAAGAAGUCGGAGAUGGAACAACAUCUGUUAUCAUUCUUGCUGGUGAGAUGCUCCAUGUUGCUGAAGCAUUCAUUGACAAGAAUUUCCAUCCUACAGUUAUUUGCCGAGCUUAUAACAAAGCUCUGGAGGAUGCCAUUGCUGUGCUUGACAAAAUUGCAAUGCCCAUUGAUGCCAAGGAUAGAGGUACAAUGCUGGGGCUAGUUAAAAGCUGCAUUGGUACCAAGUUCACCAGUCAAUUUGGAGAUUUAAUUGCUGAUUUAGCUAUCGAUGCUACUACCACAGUAGGUGUUGAUCUUGGCCAAGGUUUGAGAGAUGUAGACAUUAAAAAUUAUAUCAAGGUUGAGAAGGUCCCUGGUGGGCAGCUGGAGGAUUCAAAAGUUCUUAAAGGAGUUAUGAUAAACAAAGAUGUGGUUGCCCCUGGCAAAAUGAGGAGAAAGAUUGUCAAUCCACGUAUCAUUCUUCUUGAUUGUCCCCUUGAGUAUAAAAAGGGCGAAAAUCAAACAAAUGCUGAACUGCUCAAAGAAGAAGACUGGAGUCUCUUGUUGAAGUUGGAAGAGGAAUACAUCGAGGAGCUUUGCAUGCAGAUAUUGAAGUUUAAACCAGAUUUAGUUAUUACAGAGAAGGGCCUUAGUGAUUUGGCAUGCCAUUUUCUGAGCAAGCAUGGAGUUAGUGCAAUCAGAAGGCUGAGAAAAACUGAUAAUAAUAGAAUUGCUAAAGCAUCUGGUGCUGUUAUUGUGAAUAGACCAGAUGAAUUACAGGAGUCUGAUGUUGGUACUGGCGCUGGGUUAUUUGAAGUUAAGAAAAUUGGAGAUGAGUUCUUUGCAUAUAUUGUUGAAUGCAAAGACCCUAAGGCCUGUACUGUACUAUUGAGGGGUGCUAGCAAAGAUCUCUUAAAUGAAGUUGAAAGAAACCUCCAGGAUGCCAUGUCUGUUGCAAGGAACAUAAUAAAAAAUCCAAAACUUGUUCCUGGAGGUGGUGGUACAGAGUUGACUGUAUCAGCAACUUUGAAGCAAAAGAGUUCAUCUGUUCAAGGCAUAGAGAAGUGGCCGUAUGAAGCUGCUGCUAUUGCUUUUGAGGCGAUACCACGUACUUUGGCACAAAAUUGUGGUGUAAAUGUCAUCCGGACUAUGACAGCACUACAAGGGAAACAUGCAAAUGGAGAAAAUGCAUGGGUUGGCAUAGAUGGAAAUACCGGUGCCAUCUCCGACAUGAAAGAGUCCAAGAUCUGGGAUGCAUACAAUGUGAAGGUACAAACAUUUAAGACUGCCAUUGAAGCUGCUUGCAUGCUUCUGCGGAUUGAUGAUGUUGUGAGUGGGAUCAAGAAGAAGCAAGCCCCUGGAGCAGGCCAGGCUUCUUCAAAGCCUAAGGUUGAGACUGAGGCAGAUGCUGACAGUGAGCAAAUUCUUCCUGACUGAGAACAUAACCGAGAUUGCCUUUUGACGUAGAGUUGAAGAUGUGCUAGGUUCCUGAUAAGCUUUUAAAUCUAAUUACUAUUAUUUGUUUGGGUUGGCUGUUGUUUUGUGCGUUAUACUGUUUUGAUGGUUUAGAUGACAUUUGCUUUAUUGAUUAUUUUUCUAUCCAUAGUUGAGAUUUUGUCCAAAUGCCGCUGUAAAAGUUUUCGGUUUCACAACUUAAGGUUGCAUUGUU
Molecule: messenger RNA, 2068 nt
Organism: Gastrolobium bilobum
Lineage: Eukaryota; Viridiplantae; Streptophyta; Magnoliopsida; Fabales; Fabaceae
Product: T-complex protein 1 subunit gamma
Exons: 14
Coding region: 163-1836 (557 amino acids)
Biological process (GO): protein folding
Cellular component (GO): chaperonin-containing T-complex
Molecular function (GO): ATP hydrolysis activity; ATP binding; ATP-dependent protein folding chaperone
Source: RefSeq, a predicted model, not a curated record